AUGUUUGGAACAUUACGUUCAAAUUCGCUCCGAAACACUUCAAAAAUUUUCCGUCAUGUGCGUAGAUACGCAUCACAAUUUCUCAAUCAGGUGAUUCAAAUGCAACAUACGGAAAUCUGUGCUGAUCCUCCUUCCCGUGCCUUAGUAUUGGGCGUAUACGCCGACGAGGAUGAUAGCCAUGACGCGGGCAUUCUAACACCGGCGGCAUGGCGAUAUAACGUUUCAAGAACGAAUGGUCGCUUAAUUGAAGUACUGCGAAUGUCCGGACCUUUGCCUAGGCGUGGGGAGGCCAGAAUUCUAUUUGCACAGGAAGUUGAAAAAGUACCAUAUUAUUCCGCCGUAGCUGUGGUGGGUUUGGGUAAAGAAUGUCUGGGCUAUAAUCCUUAUGAAAUAAUCGACGAACAAAAAGAAGGCAUACGACGAUCAGUAGCUAAGGCAUGCAUGGACCUGGCACUUUUAAACACAAAUAGGAUUGAAGUCGAGAACUGUGGCCACGCAGAAUCUGCCGCUGAGGGUGCCGCGUUAGGUGUUUGGGCCUAUCAAGAAUUGCGAAACAGAGACAAUCGCAUACCUGUACCUACGGUUGACUUGUACACUACCAAGGAGGAAGUCUGCGAUCUUGAAGGAUUCCGCAUUGGACUUCAGAAAGCAGCUGCUCAAAAUUUAACACGUCAAUUACAGGAAAUGCCUUCGAACAUUUUAACGCCCACUUCGUUUGCCCAAAAUGUGGUUGAGGUGUUGUGUAAAUCGGGUGUAAACGUAGAGGUCAAAGUCGAAGGGUGGGCCGAAAGCCAGGUGAUGAAUGCUUUUUUGUCCGUGGGGAAAGCUUCAUGUGAGCCGCCAAUCUUUUUAGAGCUUAGUUAUUAUGGCACAGCGGCUGAUGAAAGACCGAUUGUAAUGAUUGGUCAGGGCAUAACAUAUGAUUGCGGUGGACUUUGCUUGAAAUCAAAGGACCAAUUAUAUGUUAAGCGCGGUGAUAUGACGGGAGCUGCUGUAGUUGUUGCAACUUGCAGAGCCAUAGCAGCUUUACGUUUGCCGGUUAACAUAAGAGGUCUUGUUCCACUUUGUGAAAAUGUUUUGGGUUGCAACUCAUUUCGUCCAGGAGAUACUGUAAAGUGCAUGAAUGGCAAACACAUAAAAAUUCAAGGCACCGAUCAAGCAGACGUUUUAAUAUUGGCUGACACUCUUCUGUAUGCUCAAAAUUUUUGUCCUAAAUGCAUUGUCGAUGUAGGUACUAACUCAUGGCAUAUGCGCGAAGUAUUGGGAGAGGCUGCUUGCGGCGUUUUUACAAAUUCGGAAAUUCUAUGGCAGCAGAUUAAACAUGCUAGCAUGCAUACGGGCGACAGAGUUUGGAGAAUGCCGCUAUGGGAAUAUUACACGCAACUAAUAAGAGGUGGCAUGUCGUCUGACGUACAAAAUUAUGGUGCAGGCCGGGGCGGUAAGCCCUGCAAAGCUGCUGCAUUUUUGCGAGAGUUUGUUCCUUGUGGUCAAUGGAUGCACAUGGAUGCAACCAAUGUAAUGACCACCAGGGGCACAACUUUUGAAUACUUACGGGCAGGAAUGGCAGGUCGCCCUACACGUACCUUAAUUGAAUUUAUCGCUCAGACAAUAUGCGCCGAUACGGCCCCCAAAAUGCCCAAAAAAUAA
Molecule: messenger RNA, 1647 nt
Organism: Glossina fuscipes
Lineage: Eukaryota; Metazoa; Arthropoda; Insecta; Diptera; Glossinidae
Product: cytosol aminopeptidase-like
Exons: 1
Coding region: 1-1647 (548 amino acids)
Biological process (GO): proteolysis
Cellular component (GO): cytoplasm
Molecular function (GO): manganese ion binding; metalloaminopeptidase activity
Source: RefSeq, a predicted model, not a curated record